GGUCUGAUCUUGCUCUUCUACCUAGUUUUUUAUGGGUUCUUGGCUGCACUCUUCACAUUCACAAUGUGGGCCAUGCUCCAGACUCUGAAUGAUGAGGUUCCGAAAUACCGAGACCAGAUUCCUAGUCCAGGACUUAUGGUUUUUCCAAAACCACUGACUGCCUUGGAAUAUACAUACAGCAUGUCUGAGCAGCCUACUUUUGAAAAGUUCACCAAAGACCUGAAGAGGUUCCUAAAGCCAUACUCUGUAGAAGAACAGAAGAAUCUCACAAACUGUCCUGAUGGAAUACUUUUUAAACAGACUGGUCCAGAUUAUCAAGCAUGUCAGUUUCCAGUUUCCUUGCUUCAAGAUUGUAGUGGUGUGAAUGAUGCUGAUUUUGGCUAUUCCAAAGGACAACCUUGUAUUCUUGUGAAAAUGAACAGAAUAAUCGAAUUGAUGCCAGAGGGAUCACCACGGAUAGCAUGUGAGACAAAGGAUGAAACCAUAGCAAAUAUAUCAACUUAUCCUGACUUUGGAGUUAUAGACUUAAAAUAUUUUCCAUACUAUGGGAAAAAACGGCACGUCGGGUACCGACAGCCCCUCGUCGCCGUCCAGGUCCUCUUUGAUUCCAGUGCCACCAAGAAAGAAGCAACCGUUGAGUGCAAAAUCGAUGGAUCACAAAACCUCAAAAACAAGGAUGAACGUGACAAGUUUUUGGGACGAGUUGUGUUCAAAGUCACAGUGCGCCAGUAGGAGUAGGCCUCUCCACGAAUAAAUGUUGUGCUGUCUCCAUUUUGUAUCAGCUGGACCUGCCAUUCUAGGAAUAUGAGGCCACCUUGGAGGAGGUGGUGUGGUACACACACUGGGAUGACAUCAUAACGAGCUUCCAGAUCAUAGUGUUCAGUGUCCUCUGAAGUAACUGCCUGCUGCCUCUGCUGCCCUUUGAACCAGUGUACGGUCGCCAGAUAGGGACCAGUGAGCUCCCAAUUCCAAACAUGCAGAGUGGGGGUCUCAUCUUCUGUGUGUAAUUGCCAAACGUCUAAAGCUUAAUGUGCUAUGCUCUGUAAAUAUUUUAUGGAUUUAACACUGGUAACUGUCAUAUUUUGAUGCCAACCAAGUUUUAGGGAUAAAAUGGUACCUUGCCAACAUCAAGUGACUUUAACUGCAAGAAAUGUGUGAGAAGUUCUGUAUGUGAGGAGGAAAAAAAUAAAAGUGGAUCUGAAAAAAAA
This is a messenger RNA of Peromyscus californicus insignis, 1208 nucleotides long. RefSeq names its product sodium/potassium-transporting ATPase subunit beta-3-like. The coding region runs from base 64 to 732 and encodes 222 amino acids. Gene Ontology annotation, biological process: potassium ion import across plasma membrane; intracellular potassium ion homeostasis; intracellular sodium ion homeostasis. Gene Ontology annotation, molecular function: ATPase activator activity. The transcript has a single exon. Lineage: Eukaryota; Metazoa; Chordata; Mammalia; Rodentia; Cricetidae. The record is from RefSeq and is a predicted model, not a curated record. Gene Ontology annotation, cellular component: sodium:potassium-exchanging ATPase complex.